Sparassis crispa is the source of this 423-nucleotide messenger RNA. RefSeq lists its product as hypothetical. The record is from RefSeq and is a predicted model, not a curated record. The transcript is spliced from 2 exons. NCBI's taxonomy places the organism in Eukaryota, Fungi, Basidiomycota, Agaricomycetes, Polyporales, Sparassidaceae. The coding region runs from base 1 to 423 and encodes 140 amino acids.
AUGCAUUUCGUGCACUCCCAGCCUAAACGCAAGACCUUUUACGGGAAAUGGCGGCCUCCGUACUAUCAGGCGAAGACGUGUGAUGAGCAGAUGUUCUUCGCGCGUGGAAAAUCUGUCGGUACUAUGACGAAGCGAUCCAUGGCGGAUAAGUCUCGUUACGUCCAAUUUUCGGGCCAAACUACAGUGCGUAUACUCUCCCCCCCUUCGUCAAGUCUGGUUACCCCUCAUGUCAAGCUUUCGGCAUCCGAUGAGAAUCCGGAAACCAAACUGGAUGCACUUGCAGCAUACGGGCAAAACAAGCCGAGACGGGAGAAAGUCAAGCUACCGUCCGUCUUGUCGGAAGAGUUCGCAGGCGUACCCUUCCGUGGAUUUGCACCAACAUUUCACAGCCUCCCCAUGACCUUUCGCGCGCUGCCGCCGUAG